AUGAAAAAUUUGGGUGUAAAUCAACUUAUUCCCCUAAUCAUAGUUUUAAAAGCAAAAGGAUUGCAAAGUAAGAAAGAAUCAAGCAUUUUGCAAAAAUUGAUUAUUUAUUCUUUUAGAAAAAAGACUAAAGGACAAACAUUUCAAAAAAGCGAUGUAUUGAAAUGGACUUGGGAAGAAUUUAAGCAAAAAACUUUCUUACAGUUUGAAAAAAAUGAACUAAAUCUGCUUGAAAAAUCAGUUCUGCUUCCAAAAGAUAUUGAUGACAGAAAAAAGUGGUUAAUUCAACAAUUUAAAAAAACCGGCAUGCUUUUUAUUGACGAAGAAAAAGAGAAGUCUCAACAGGGAUAG
Molecule: messenger RNA, 348 nt
Organism: Racocetra persica
Lineage: Eukaryota; Fungi; Glomeromycota; Glomeromycetes; Diversisporales; Gigasporaceae
Source: the annotation of a GenBank genome assembly